Molecule: messenger RNA, 6743 nt
Organism: Chenopodium quinoa (quinoa)
Lineage: Eukaryota; Viridiplantae; Streptophyta; Magnoliopsida; Caryophyllales; Amaranthaceae
Biological process (GO): protein phosphorylation; recognition of pollen
Molecular function (GO): protein serine/threonine kinase activity; ATP binding
Source: RefSeq, a predicted model, not a curated record
ACAACGAUGCAAAAUUGUGAAAUUCUGUACAAAAAUAUCUGUUAAAAGGUGGCCAGCAGUGGGUCUAACAUGGUUGAAAAAUCUGAAUUAUUUGCAUUUGUUAUGCUGGAUUUGGUAGUUGAUUCACUUGAUUGUGGUGGUUCAUAUGCGAAAAUUGGGCUACAAGUUUUCAUGAGUUUUACGUGCUAUUUGAGUAAAUAUCCCCCUUUUCUUCUGAAUGAAUUAAUUCCAUUGUCUCCUGCAAACAACAGUGUGCAAGAUGACAGCCCCCUCAUAUGGCUUUUUUCUUCUUUUCUGGCUACUCCUGAAUUUGAUCGUAACUGCCUCCACUGCUCAGGACACUAUUACAGCAAAGCAGCCUCUCCAUGAUGGUAAGACCUUAGUUUCUGCAAAUGGGAACUUCGAGUUAGGAUUCUUCAGUCCUGGUAGUAGCACAAGCAGAUAUGUAGGAAUCUGGUUUAAGAAAAUCCCAGUUCCAUCUGUUGUUUGGGUUGCAAAUCGAAACUUUGCUCUUCCUGAUUCCUCUGGUGUUCUUCAGUUCAACAAUAAAUCUGUUUUGGUACUUGUGAAUGGCACGGGAGGAUUUGUCUGGUCUACUAAUUCAUCGAGAUCAGUGUUGAAUCCAGUUGCACAACUUUUGGAUUCAGGAAACCUUGUUGUCAGAGACCAGAAAGAUGGGAAUCUUGAGAAUGUGUUGUGGCAAAGUUUUGAUUAUCCCUGCGAUUCCCAGUUACCAGGAAUGAAGUUGGGAAGAGACCUUGCUACUGGGUUUGACAGGUUCCUUACUUCCUGGAAAAGCAGUGAUGAUCCUUCCCCAGGUAGCUAUACAUAUCGGAUUGAUCCUCAAGGAUACCCACAACCGUUCCUUCUGAAAGACGGCGUUGUGCAGUUUCGUGAUGGUCCGUGGAAUGGUGUUUGGUUUUCUGGUACUGCCAGGUUGCCUACUGAUUCGACUCAGGUAUAUAAAUUUGUGUUCAAUAACAGGGAGGUGUCGUAUGUCUACGAGCUCAUCAACAUCUCAAUCAUCACUAACAGAAUUGUAAAUCCCUAUGGAAAUAUUCAACGUCAAGAGUGGAAUAAUCAUACACAAGGGUGGGCAACAUUCUACUCAAAACCAAUUGAUAAUUGUGAUACUUAUGGGGUGUGUGGUGUGUUUAGUAGUUGUAACCUUGUAAGAUCUCCUCAAUGUCAAUGCAUGAAAGGAUUUGUGCCCAAUUCCUCCACAGAGUGGAAUGCAGGGAAUUGGAUUGAUGGGUGUGUUCGUGGUGCUUCGUUGAAUUGCAGUGUCAGUGACGGGUUCGUCAAGUAUGCCAAUGUUAAGCUGCCUGAUACAAGAUACUCCUGGCAUAACCAGACAAUGACUCUUGAUGAGUGCAGGGUCAAAUGCUUGCAAAACUGCUCUUGUGUGGCUUAUGCUAAUAUAGAUGUAACCAAUGGAGGAAGUGGCUGCUUCUUGUGGAUUGAUACCGUGAUUGACGUGAAAGUUAUACCUGGUUCAGGUCAAGAUCUUUAUGUCAAGGUGCCAUCUUCUGAGUUGGGAGGUAAUAGGAAAAAACGGGUAUGGAUUGCUAUAAUUUCCAGUUUUUUUGCUGUUAUGUCUCUCUGUGGAGUUGCACUUUUUAUUGUGUGGAGAAGGAGGCGGAAGAGAGCAGAAAAAUACAUUGCUAGUAGAAGAUUCACCAUCAAUAACAACCGUGAAGGAGAUUCUGAGCUGCCAAUAUAUGCUUUUGAUGUGAUUGCCAAAGCUACAAACCAUUUUUCCUUUUCUAACAAACUUGGAGAGGGUGGCUUUGGACCGGUAUACAAGGGAGUGCUGAGCGAUGGACAAGAAAUAGCUGUGAAAAGGCUCUCUAAGGAUUCAAGACAAGGACUGGACGAAUUCAAAAAUGAGGUUAUAUUCAUUGCAAAGCUUCAGCAUCGAAAUCUUGUGAAACUUAUGGGAUGUUGCAUUGAAGCAGAUGAGCGGUUGCUUAUCUAUGAAUAUAUGCCCAAGAAAAGUUUGGAUUGCUAUGUCUAUGAUCCAACAAGCAUUGACUUACUAGAUUGGCCAAAGCGCUUAGAGAUCAUCAUGGGAAUUGCUCGUGGACUUCUAUAUCUUCAUCAAGAUUCUAGACUGAGAAUUGUUCAUCGAGACCUCAAAGCGAGCAAUAUUUUACUAGAUUUUCAGAUGAAUCCCAAAAUUUCUGAUUUUGGCCUGGCUAGAUCUUUCAUUGGAAACGAAGAUGAGGCAAAAACAAAGCGAGUAGUUGGAACAUAUGGUUACAUGCCUCCUGAAUACACUAUCGACGUAUUUUCAGUGAAGUCUGAUGUCUACAGCUUUGGAGUAUUAGUACUUGAGAUAGUGAGUGGCAAGAAAAAUAGAGGGUUUAAUCAUCCAGACCACCAUCACAAUCUCCUUGGACAUGCAUGGAUGCUUUUCAAAGAAGAUACAGCUUUGGAUGUAGUUGAUCCGUUGAUUAGGAACUCGAGUUAUGCACCCCAAUUGCAGAGAAUGAUUCACAUUGGCUUGCUAUGUGCUCAGCAACACCCAGAUGAUAGGCCAAGCAUGUCACUCGUUACUGUCAUGCUAAGCGGUGACUCUAUAUUACCCGAACCUAAAGAACCUGGCUUCUUUGUUGGAAGGAAUUUGCCACAGGAAUCAGUUUCAGGCAACACCCAAUCAAGCUCCAAUUAUGAAUCUGUAUCAUUGCUAGUUGGGCGAGAGGAUGAGCUGGAGAAGAAUGUGCUUACACCUUCUCUGCUUGCAUUAACCAUUAUGAAAGCAACUGCAUACUUUCUUUUGUCAUUACUUGUAUUUGUAGUUACUACCUCUGUAGCUCGAGACACGUUAACCACAACUCAAUCCAUUCGGGAUGGGGAGACCUUGGUGUCUUCUGGUGGUACCUUUGAGUUGGGAUUUUUCACCCCAGGAAGUACUGAGAGAAAAUAUAUUGGAAUCUGGUUUAAAAAUGUUCCAGAUCAGACUGUUGUCUGGGUUGCAAAUCGAGAAAGUCCACUUCUUAAUUCUUCUGGUGUUUUCCGGGUCACCAACAAUUCUCUUCUUGUAGUUGUGAACAAUACUGGAAGUGUAAUAUGGUCUACCAAUUCCUCAAGAUCAGUGCUGAAUCCAAUUGCACAACUUCUUGACUCAGGAAACUUUGUUGUCAGAGAUGAGAAUGACAACAAUCCAGAUAACUUCUUGUGGCAAAGUUUUGAUUAUCCUUGUGAUUCCCAGCUGCCUGGAAUGAAGAUAGGAAGGGACCUUGUUACUGGUUUAGAUAGGUAUUUAACAUCCUGGAAAAGCAGUGACGAUCCUUCCCCAGGGAGCUAUGCCUAUCGGUUUGAUCCCCAAGGAUAUCCACAACCAUUCCUGUACAGAGAUUCUGUUAAGCAAUUCCGAGAUGGUCCAUGGAAUGGCUACUGGUUUUCUGGGAAUAACUUGUUAGACUCAAAUCCUUCAGAGUUAUACCAGUUUGUUUUUAAUGACAAGGAAUUUUACUAUGUCUAUAACCUUGUCAAUUUUUCAUUUGUCACCAAUAGACUUCUAAACCCGUAUGGGACUCUGCAGCGAGUUGAGUGGAACAAUCGUACACAAGGAUGGGCCACAUAUUUAUCGAAACCCAUAGAUGGUUGUGACACAUAUGCAGUUUGUGGCUCAUUUGGUAUUUGUAAUCUAAUGGAUUCUCCUCAAUGUCAGUAUGUAAAAGGAUUUGUGCCUAAAUCUCCAAAAGAUUGGGAUGGGAGGUUUUGGUCAGAUGGAAGUAUUCCAAUGUCAAAUUGCCUGACACAAGAUCCUCUUGGUACAAUACAACCAUUAGUCUUGAGGAAUGCAAGAAAUAAGUGCUUGAGAAAUUGCUCUUGUGUUGCUUAUGCAAAUUUGGAUGUCACUGAUGGAGGAAAGGGCUGCUUGCUUUGGUUUGAUGAUUUGAUUGACGUGCGAGUUCUCUCGGGUGCUGGGCAAGAUCUUUAUGUAAGGGUGGCAUCGUCUGGGUCAGGUGGUGAUAAGAAAUUAUGGAUCUGGAUUGCAGUAGGCUCCAGUUUGCUCUUGAUUCUGAUCUUAUGUUGCGCUGUGAUCUUUAUUCGUUGGAGGAGACAGAGGCUCAACAGUGACGCUGUAGAUACAAUUACUCUUGGUCAAUCCAUUCGAGAUGGAAAUAUCUCGGAAACAUUAGUGUCUGCUGGUGGAAAUUUCGAGCUGGGAUUUAUUUCAGGUACUAAUGGAAGGAGAUAUCUCGGAAUUUGGUUCAAAAAAAUUCCAAUUUCGAAUGUUGUUUGGAUUGCCAAUCGAAAGGCUCCAAUAUCGGAUUCAUCUGAUGUUCUUCGGCUCACCAACAACUCUGUUCUCAUACUUGCCAAUGGUUCAGGAGGAGGAGUCUUGUGGUCUACCAAUACAACAAGAUCAGUAAAGAAUCCAAUUGCGCAGAUUUUGGAUGAUGGAAACUUUGUUGUAAGAGAUCAAAAUGAUGACAACCCUGAUAAUUUCUUAUGGCAAAGUUUUGACUAUCCUUGUGAUACUAUGCUGCCUGGAAUGAAGUUGGGAAGGGAUGUUGUUACCGGGUUUGAUCGGUUUCUAACAGCGUGGAAAAGUAGUGUGGAUCCUUCUCCGGGUAGCUAUACAUAUCAAAUGGAUCCCCAUGGAUACCCACAGCCAUUUGUUUUUAAAGAUUCUUCUAUUGAGCUGUUCCGAGAUGGUCCAUGGAAUGGUUACUGGUUCUCUGGGACUCCUUUGUUACCAGAUGAUACCAGGGCUGAGUUUGUCUUGAAUGACAAAGAGAUGUACUAUACCUAUGAGAUGGGUGACGUCCCUAGUAGGAGGACUUUGGAUAUAAAUGGCAAUAUUCUGCGUCUUAAUUGGAAUAAUGUUACUCAAACUUGGGAAACAUAUCAUACAAAACCAAAUGAUAAGUGUGACCAUUAUGCAGUCUGUGGCGCAUUUGGUAUGUGUAGUCUUGUAACUUCUGUUCAAUGUCAGUGUCUAAAAGGGUUUGUGCCAAAGUCCCACACUGAUUGGUAUGAAAGGGAGCAGUUUAGGGAUGGGUGCGUUCGCAGUGGCCCAUUAAACUGCAGCAUUAACAAUGGGUUUGUAAAGUAUUCUAAUGUCAAACUGCCUGAUACAAGAUCGGCUUGGUAUAAUAUAACCAUGACCCUGAAGGAAUGCAAGAACAAGUGCUUGCAGAACUGCUCCUGUACAGCUUAUGCAUCUUUAAACCUCAAAGAUCAAGGAAGUGGCUGCUUGCUUUGGUUUGGUUCUUUGAUGGAUGUAAAAGAUCUCAAUGGCCCUGGACAAGAUCUUUACGUAAGGGCAGCCACUGACUCUGGUGAUGGGAAAAAAGUUAUCUGGAUAGCAAUAGGCUCCAGUUUGUUGGCUGUCCUGCUUAUAUGUGGCUCAAUGAUCUUUGUUCUACGGAAGAAAAGGAUGAAGGAGAGGAAAAGAAGAUUCUUUAAAACAAAAAAAGUUAAAUUAGACAGAAACAACAACAAAGACAAAGAGAAGUCUGAGCUGCCAAUAUUUGCCUUCAGUGUGGUAGAGCAAGCUACCAAUUCCUUCUCACAAAAAAGCAAGCUUGGAGAAGGCGGCUUUGGGCCUGUCUACAAGGGAUUGUUGGAUACUGGAGAAGAAAUAGCAGUGAAAAGGCUUUCAAAAAAAUCAAGACAAGGAUUGAAUGAAUUUAAGAAUGAGGCUUUAUUUAUUGCUAGGCUUCAGCAUCGCAAUCUAGUGAGACUUAUUGGAUGCUGUGUUGAAGCAGAAGAAAGGAUUUUAAUCUAUGAAUACAUGCCCAAUAGAAGCUUGGACCACUUCAUAUUUGGUGAAACAAGCAAAUCCAUAUUGGAUUGGACAAAGCGUUUUGAGAUAAUCAAGGGGAUUGCUCGUGGUCUACUUUAUCUUCAUGAAGACUCUAGAUUGAGAAUUGUUCAUCGAGAUCUUAAGGCAAGCAAUGUAUUACUUGAUUUUGAGAUUAACCUCAAAAUUUCAGAUUUUGGCCUUGCUAGAAGUUUUGACGGAAAUGAUUGUGAGGCAAUGACUACAAGUGUAGUCGGAACAUACGGCUAUAUGCCUCCUGAAUACGUUAUAGAUGGGGUAUUUUCAGUGAAAUCUGAUGUUUACAGCUUUGGAGUUUUGGUGCUGGAGAUUCUUUCUGGCAAGAGAAAUAGAGGUUUUAAUCAUUCAGAUCACCAACACAAUCUUGUUGGACAUACUUGGAUGCUUUCCAGAGACAUCAAGACUUUGGACAUUGUGGAACCAUUAAUUCGGAACCCAAAAUACGAAUAUGAAAUGCAACGAUCAAUACACUUAGGCUUGUUGUGCGUUCAACAGCAUCCAGAAGACAGGCCGAGCAUGUCUUUCGUGACAGCCAUGUUAAGUGGAGAUGGCAAAUUGCCAGAACCUAAAGAACCUGGCUUUUACUUUGAAAGGAAUAUGCCGCAAUAUUCUGUUUCAAGCACCCCCCAUCCAAGCACCCAUAAUGAAAUUACUGUGACUUUGUUUUCUGGAAGGUAGAGUUAAUCUUAAUCAUAAUCAUAUUGUUAAGCUGGAGUGACCCUGCUAAAUACUUGGUUUUUUACUGGUUAUUUAAGCUUCGAGAAAUUAAUUAUGUAUAAAUGUGGUGAUACUAAUGACUAAUGAUUAAUGAUUACAGUUGAUUGCUCAAGAGCUAAGACAGGACAUAAAAUGUAAAGAUUUCUACCAUAAUACUUAGAAUUACAAGAUGGCUCAUGCACAACCUCCAAUCGACAAAAGGCUUGUUGCGACCAUAGUGGUAAGA